CCUAUCCGCGCGCCGUGGCGAAAUGAAAAUUUCCCUAAGUGCCCGCGCACAUCUCUCCCUCGCGCCAUCCACCCUCCUCUUCUCUAACCCUAACCCAUCUGGACAACUCCCCCCGCCGCCACCCACCCUUCACCCAUUCGAUUUCAUUCCCGUACUUCUUUCUACCGCAGCUAACCCGCCAAGGCCGCCGCCGUGGCGCCGCGGCGUCAGAUCUGGAGGCCAUCGUGACCCGCGACCCCAAGCUCUCUGCCGCUGGAUCUGGCCGCCCCUGUCCUCUCUAUUUCCCUUCUCCCCUCUCUUUCUCUCCCAUUAAUUUCUAUAUCCCAAUCUCUCUUUCUGCAGGCAGCCCAAGACCUGAUCGAGGUCCAUUCACGGGCGGAAGCUCGACUUGCAGAUCAUCAGCCAACAGCCUGUUCACCCAUCGCCCCUGGAGUACCUCAAGAACUGGACACCGAGCUUGUAAUGGCUACCUGGCUACCUACCCUCUUUGGCCACAUCUGCCUGCUCGAGAUCCGCGUCCCAAGCGGCUUCGCUGUCGAAGACGACUUCUCCGCUGCCGAGCAGUCUAUUUUCUAUGGUGGUGUCGAGAUUCAUGAUAGACACAGGGAUAUGCGUCUCGACAUAGCAAACAGAUCUUAUGAGGAGAAACCUCCCUACGUCACUAAGGUUGAGAAGCUUUGUUCAAGUUCCACCAAGUGGAUGGAUGUAAUAGCCUACGGUGGAAGCUUUCUUGGACUGGUGUUGGUAAGUAGCCACCUGUUGCGAUGUGAUGCUGGACGGAACGGUGCACAUGGGGAGAAGUCUGGCAUGUUGCCAUGUCGCUGGUGGACGGAAGAGGUCCUGAUGAUGUAGCAGCAUAAAGGAGACCUGGAGGUUUGGAGCUGAGUUCUAGCCGGCCGGAAGGACAUCCUUUGUCUUCUGCCGAUGAUGGAUGUUGCCUAGGAUUGUGGUCAUGCGCUGGGUUUACAUUUCGUUCUACAUUUGGCUUGUACAUGUGAUAUGAACUGUGUGUUAAUUAUGUCUCUUUUCAAAAUAAUUUUGUGUAUUUUUCAGUUUUGAUUAAAUUAUCUGUUGUUUAGUUA
This is a messenger RNA of Lolium perenne, 1082 nucleotides long. RefSeq lists its product as uncharacterized. Lineage: Eukaryota; Viridiplantae; Streptophyta; Magnoliopsida; Poales; Poaceae. The record is from RefSeq and is a predicted model, not a curated record.